AUGUGGCACGUGUUGCUGUCACUGGAAAGGAGAUUAAGAUGUGAAUGUGGGUUUGAUAUGGAAGACCGGGUUCGGGAAGCAGGACGAAGAGAGGCACACACAGAGGGUCCGGAUGUAGCCCCGCCGCCAAACAGCCCAAGGCCCAGCACAAGGGUGAUCCCGGGUCCAAAAUCGAGAAAAUUGUUCGGAGGCUACAGAAUCACACCGAAAUUCUGCAAACCAUCCAAGUCACUGCCCAAAGAUGAUAUUCGAGCGCAUGGUCCCACGAUCUGUAUGUUCAACCAUGAGUGUACACAGCGACAGGGACAAGUUGUUGGUGCUUGCAUGGACGGAUUUCUCUUUGGCACUUGCUGUCAACUCCAGGGAACCGUAGAAACUCCACUCACACCACCAACAGAUGAUCUAGACGACAGACCCAUCAGCAAUCAAGCGGUCUCGAUGUCAUACGAAACGUAUGGGAAUCACAUUCUUCCCGCAAAUUUCCCCCACAACGAGAUCAAGGUCCAAGAUCGACCUGUAUCAACAACAGACAGUUCCCAAAAGUACACAAGUCACUACUACGUGAACAACGAGGCUGUUGUUGUAUCAUCCCCAUCAUCAAUUCACAAAGUCUCUACAUAUCUUCCACACACAACAAGUACAACACCACCCCCACAAGCAUCCACCAAAAUCGGAGACUUCUACCUACCCAUGGGCUCCAGUCCGAGUCACUACAGCUCAGAGAUCCCAACUAGACUCUCAUCCCCAUUUAGUUCAACAGAAUCCUCCGCACAAGACUACUUCACGGCCAGUCAAAUGAAUCAUGUAACAAAUAGUCUCCUGGACAACAGUUACGGUACACACUUCACUCACAGUGACAUCACACAUCCAGGAGCUGAUGCUGACCUGAUAGAUGAUGGUACUAGUGGAUACGCCAGACCUAGUGACUUUACAUCAGUUGGCAACUUCAUUCACUCAACAACCAUCAAACCUUCCUCAAAAAAUCCACCUCCAAAACCAGAAUUCAAACCAAAACCAAAGCCUACGACUGCAAAUCCAAACAAAUACGUUCUGGUUCACACGAUAUCCAACGAUAAACCAAGUGUUAAACCUACAAUCGGUGAAAACGAUAUGGAAUCCAUAGAAUCCAUAAUCUUAAUGCUGAAUGAGACAAAUACAGGACCACAAUACAAUGCAGCGUCAACUCCAGAAGACAGAGAAACAACUUUCUACACAACGAGAUAUCCUAGCAACUACACGGAAAUCAAUACAGACAAAUACGGUCCUACUAGUUUCUACGUAACUUCAAAAUAUCCUUCAUCUACGGGGAAACCUGCGCAAAGUCAAAAACCCAAAAGACCACCUUCUAAAAAACCUCCCUCGACGAGCUAUGUUUCCAGUACUGCAGCUGUUACUCCUAGACCAGGUGCGACGACAACAAAGAAAGGAACUAAACGUCCCGCUACACAGAAACCUCCAUCGACGAGUUAUGUCUACUCACCUCAUCCGACAAAGAGGCCAACAAGUGUAACUGUGUCUACGAGUCCUCAGAAAUUCUCAACAUCUGCCCAACCUCUGUUGUCUAGCACAACACCUACGGUUAUCGUACUAGGACCCUAUGAUCAAUCCAGUUCAACAGAAAGGCUCCCACCUGAACAAAUCAUCCAGUCUAAACCUAUUGAGCAAAGUGUUUAUGAUGCCGAUGACGAUGUAGGAUAUGGACAGGUUUCAGUAACCCAAAGACCAUCUCCGACUGUUGUUAUUACGCCAAAGCCAGCUGCAGGAUCAUCAUCUCCUUGGCCACAACAUUCAAGACCUACAAAACCACCAAGCACUUCCUACGUUUACAGCCCCAUUGUGACCAAGAGACCAGUACAGCAACCAACAUCUCCUUACGGACCUUCAAGUACCUUCACUCCCGGCUACUACCGACCUCAAUAUGAUCACACAGUAUCAUCUACAGCAAUCUACACCGCUGAAGAAUCUGAUGGAAUCUACAACUAUGUGCACACCCAAACAGAUUACGACAAAAACUCCAUCUACGCCGGUUCGACUCUUGCCUAUCCAGAAAUUUCGACAAUCAAGGAAGAUUAUCCCACACCGCCGUACGAUUCAAUAAACUUCCCACCGGUAAGGAACCCCAACCUCAACACAUCAUCCAACUACCCCUCAGCUGACGAAGAGGAAGUCGUUACCCCAACCUUCCUUGAGGAUCAGAAGUUUAAGGACAAGAUGGACCUGUUGGUUAGCAAAAUUGUCGCUUCUCUUCAGAACAACUUUGACAGCUUGGCUGAUGUAGUCCUGGAAAGAAAUGCCACAGGAGUACUCCACAAGCGUCCAACCCCAAAACCCGUCGGAGGAGCACCCAGUAAGAAACCUCCAACUAAGAAACCUUCAUCUAAACCUCCACAGAGAACAACAACCCCUGCACCAGGAGUUCCAACACGUCGUCCAACAACAAGACCUACAGGAGCUGGAGUUGCUCGUCCUGGAGUGACAACGAGAAAGCCCACACAGAGACCUGGACAAGUCACGAAUCGACCAACAAGAAGACCAACAACCACACUCUUAACUACAACUAGAAAGCCUAUCCAGAAAGUCACAACAACAGUACGACCUACAACGAGACCGACAAAACGUAUCAAGACUACAACAAUAGCCUCCACAACAUCGGCAGAUGAUUAUGACACGGAGGAUGUAGGCGAGGAACAAGAUGGAGAAGUCUCAACACCUCUCAGUAUAGAAGAUGGAAGAAUUCGAUGUGGAGUUAGGCCUCAUGUGAAAACUGCGAGAAUUGUGGGUGGUAAGAGUGCACACUUUGGGGAAUUCCCAUGGCAAGUACUAGUACGCGAAUCAACAUGGUUAGGACUCUUCACAAAGAACAAAUGCGGAGGAGUGUUGAUCUCCAACAGCUACGUAAUCACAGCUGCUCAUUGUCAACCAGGAUUCCUUGCAUCUCUCGUGGCUGUCUUUGGGGAGUACGAUAUUUCUGGGGAAUUGGAGUCUAAACGAUCUGUUACGAAGAACGUAAAGAGAGUCAUCGUCCAUCGACAGUACGAUGCUGCUACUUUCGAAAAUGACUUGGCAAUCCUUGAACUUGAAAGUCCUAUUCACUAUGAUACUCAUAUUGUGCCAAUUUGCAUGCCACCGGACAACGCCGAUUUUACGGGAAGAAUGGCAACUGUAACUGGUUGGGGACGCCUGAAAUACGGUGGAGGGGUACCGUCAGUUCUUCAGGAAGUUCAUGUUCCCAUCAUUGACAACAGCGUAUGUCAGGAAAUGUUCCAAACAGCUGGUCACAAUAAGAAAAUUUUGAAAUCUUUCCUCUGUGCUGGAUACGCAAAUGGUCAGAAGGAUUCUUGUGAAGGCGAUAGCGGAGGUCCUCUAGUCCUUCAGCGUCCCGAUGGCAGAUGGGAAUUGGCCGGAACUGUAUCCCAUGGCAUUAAAUGUGCAGCCCCUUAUCUCCCUGGCGUCUACAUGCGAACAACAUUCUACAAACCUUGGCUCCAGAGUGUAACAGGUGUUCACUGAAAGGACAAAUCCAAGAAAAAAAAACAAACAUUUGUGGUGGGACAAUUGGACAAAAAGAAAUUAAUUUUAAAUCUCCAAUGUGUUAAAUGUACAAGACCUCCUGAACUAUCUGUCUCUCUUGAAAAAAAAAAUAAAAACAAAAUGUAGUAGAAAAUUUAAGAGAAACACUGGAAAUCGUCAUUGAAAAAAAAAUCAAAGGAUUUACUGUGAAAUUUCUUGAAAUUUUAACACAUUCUCCAAUUAAUGACUUUCAAUGGAGAAUAUUGAGAAAUUUCUCAAUCGACUUAGCAAAUCAAUGGAGUUAGUAGAAAAGUAGAUUGUAAUAUUAAGUGGUACUUUUAUUUAUUUUGUAUUUAUUUGUUGGACAAAAACAAUGUGAUGAAUGUUGAAGAACAAUUGAGGAAAAUUCUCUCUCUGUUUUCUCCUAACUUUAAAAAAGAAAAGCUUAAAAAAUGUUUUUUUGAAGGGAAAAAAAUGUGUGAAAAGUGUGUGCAAGUGUGUAUUAUUUGUAAUUUAGGCGUUAGAUUUGUAUUCUUGUUGAAAAAAAAAACAUUGUUAUAAUUUAUAUUUAUUUUGUACACAAUACUAGAGAAAUUAUACUGUAUUUUAUAUUUAUGAUAAAAAUACAAACUCUUUGGAAAACA
This is a messenger RNA of Phlebotomus papatasi, 4154 nucleotides long. RefSeq names its product serine protease filzig (gene flz). The transcript is spliced from 7 exons. Gene Ontology annotation, molecular function: serine-type endopeptidase activity. Lineage: Eukaryota; Metazoa; Arthropoda; Insecta; Diptera; Psychodidae. Gene Ontology annotation, biological process: proteolysis. The record is from RefSeq and is a predicted model, not a curated record. Bases 1 to 3510 code for a protein of 1169 amino acids.